UCCUUCUCUCGCGAUACUUUAUGAAUCUCGUGGGCGCUUCAACUUCUCUCAUUGGCUGCCGAGCGCCGUAAGGUCGCAGGAAAAGUUGCAGCGAGGCCCCGCCCUCGAACAGGAGCCAAUCCUGAGUAGCCGAGGGGACAACCCCGGAAGCGAGGUUCCCGCCGGCGGUUUUUCCCCUCUCUAAGAUCUUGAUGAACAAAAUAAAGCAGACAUAAUUCAUCUCUGGAAAGAUUAAUUAUACCCUGGCAUUUGAAAUGCUUUAUAUUUAGAAUAGUAGUAAAAAUGGAAAAAGAGAAAGUAAAUGAUGAUGGAAAACCAGACCCAGAGAAUUCCUUGGACUUUUCUGAACACUUUAACCAACUUGAAUUAUUGGAAACACAUGGCCACCUUAUUCCCACUGGGACCCAAAGUCUCUGGGUAGGGAAUUCUGAUGAAGAUGAGGAGCAAGAUGAAAAAACUGAAGACUGGUAUCAAUUGCAAGAAAAAAAAAUGGAAAAAGAUCCAAGCAAAUUGCUUCUUUGGGCUGCUGAAAAAAAUCGGCUGACCACAGUGCGGAGACUGCUUUCGGAAAAGGCCACCCAUGUGAACACUCGGGAUGAAGAUGAGUACACCCCGCUCCAUCGAGCAGCCUACGGUGGACACUUAGACGUGGUCCGGGAGCUGAUCGCGCACGGGGCAGAUGUUCAUGCGGUGACUGUGGAUGGCUGGACACCCCUGCACAGUGCCUGCAAGUGGAAUAACACCAGAGUGGCUUCUUUCUUAUUGCAGCAUGACGCAGAUAUCAAUGCUCAAACAAAGGGCCUCUUGACCCCCUUACAUCUUGCUGCUGGGAACAGAGACAGCAAAGAUACCCUUGAACUCCUCCUAAUGAACCGCUACAUCAGACCAGGUCUGAAGAACAACCUGGAGGAAACUGCAUUUGACAUCGCCAGAAGGACAAGCAUCUAUCACUACCUCUUUGAAAUUGUGGAAGGCUGCACAAAUUCUUCACCUCAGUCUUAACGGUUCUAAUAAUUUCCUUAAGUUUCCAAGUCCCAGUGCCUCCUUUGUGUGAGAUGUGAAAUGUCCCCAUCAUACAAAGUUGACAUCAAAAGUCUUACAACAGUAACUCAGUGGUACUCGCAGUAAUAUCCUUCCAAGUGAAUUGCCUGACCUUGCUGUCAAAAUGUAUUUGAAAGUUGAUUGGAUAUAUCUACUGCUUUCCGUGGCGUUUGUGAUUUUUAUCAAGUCAUUUUAACUUAUGUAGACUGAAAAACUUGUCACAAGUUGUACAGCAAACUAAUGAUGUUUUUGGUGCUGAUCCAAGAGAAAUGUAUUUUUAAAUAUCCCCCAUCCCAGAUCUUUGUGGAAUAUUUAGUAUAUCGAUGUGUAUUUUUAUAAGGUGAGGUAACUCAGAGUUUCGUUUAAAAGUCUUAAUAUACUGGUGCAGUUUAUCUGUCUUCUCUGCAUCACCAUAGCCAUUCUCUUUCAUUGUAAGCCGUAAGAACGAACAUAUUAGUGACUUGAAUCUUCCUAAGUUUAAAAAAAAUUAAGAAACUAGAUCUUUGUCUUCUAGAACCUAGACCAUUUCAUUUUCAGGAAAUAGCUAGGUGUUUAAUCUGUGAAUUUUAUAUACUGCCACCCCUACCCCAGUCCCCACAAUCCUGUGGACCAUCCUACCUCACCCUGGUCAGCCUGCUUAUUCCUUAUUCUGGUGAGUCAGCUUGACCCUUCAGACAUGCACACGACUAUACCUUGGUCCAGAUCAUAACGUUAUCUGCUUUCCUGCUAGUCUUACCUCCCUGGUCCUGCUGAGCUGGGCGCUGCUCAUCUAGUCUCUCAAGUUCACAGGAAGUGUUCUUUUCCAGGGUCCUCGUUUUAUACAAGCCACACAAAGACAAAGUGACAGGGAAAAGGAAUUCUGAGAAUGAGGGGAUGAUGAUUAUAUUGAGGCAAGAACCACAGAGUGGCUCAGGCUUUUUUUAAAAGCCACCUUGUGGAAAGCAACAAAAGCAUAAAUAUAAAUAUUUCAAAAAAUAAAAAUAAAACUUUUGAGCAACCAAAAAAAAAAAGCAUGAAUUCUUUUUUUACCUAUGUAUAUCUUCCUUGGAUCCAUAAGAUAUUUAUUCAUGCAGCAUACAUUUGUUUAGCAUCUGCUUUCUCUGUCUCUCCAACAGCAGUUUCCAUUGACAACAUAGCCCCUCAGUGACUAAAACAAAGGGGUUUUUCUCUUAACACCAGAACUAACGCACUGGGGAAAGGGAACAAAACCAAUGGCCCUUUUCUUCAGUUGUAUUUUUUUAAAUGUCCACCAAAGUUUGUCUCUUUUGACCUAGCCCAUGUGACCCAGUCACCUUAGACUAAGUAAUGAUGUUAUUUAAUCAAAUAUGUGUGGCAGUUUCUAUGUUAGAACAGAAUUGGAUCACCUCAGAAAAGUUAAAGAUAACGUAUGAACGAAAUCAUGGUGACAGGAUCUUAGAACUUAAGAGAGCUUCAAUUAUUUUGUGAUCUCUGGCUAGGAAAUGCCUCUGAGGUUUCAGAGUAUCAAUAUCUUUGACAUAAGGGUUUUGGCAGAAAGUGAGAGGUGGCUUUCUGUUUAAUCUGGCCUAAUUUAGUGAUACCAAAUGACAAGGUACAGCUGAUGGACAAUGACAGUAGAAUAAGACCCCAACUACCCCAUUAGACUGCUAAACGAGGCUUCCUAGUUAUCUGAAAGUCACAGAGCGCAUGGCUCCUUUCUUACUUGGAAAUGAGUUGCAUCCAUGAUUUUACGUAAGCUUUCCCUUUGAGUGUGGCUCCAAAGCAGCUGCUUUAUUCCUAAGAAGCUGAGAUGUGACUUCUCCCUUUUUUUCAGGCCUCAGCGCUCAAGCAGUGCUAGGGAGCAAAUUCUACAUAUUAGGGAAAUCCCUUCCAUCCCUGAGGGCAGAAUUUGUAUUGUUUGCUUCCUUUAUACUUUCCUUAGUGUUUUUUUAAUUUCAUUUUUUUAAUUAUUUUUUUCUUUUUUGAUUGCAGUAUAGUAGACAUACAGUUUUAUAUUAGUUUCAGGUGUAUAAAAAAGUGAUUUGAUACUCUCCUUAGUAUUUACUAGACUCCUCCGUCCACAGAAGACAUGCACUAAUCAUGCUUUUGACUACUCAGUGGACCCUUGAACAACAUUGGUUUGGACUGUGCGGGUCCACUUACAGGAAGUAUUACACAAUCUGGGCAGUUGGUUCUGCAGAUGCAGAACCACAGGUAUGGGGGCCGAUGAUAAAGUUUGGUUUUCAAUAGCGCAGAAGGUCAGCAUCCCUAACCUUUGUGUUUAAGGGUCAACUGUAUCACUUACCUAUGUUUUCCAGUUUUCUUUAAGAAGGCCAGGUAGUUACGUUUGCAAACAAAAUUUUCUCUAU
Hippopotamus amphibius kiboko is the source of this 3368-nucleotide messenger RNA. It is a transcript of the gene ANKRD49, whose product is annotated as ankyrin repeat domain 49. The record is from RefSeq and is a predicted model, not a curated record. The coding region runs from base 283 to 1002 and encodes 239 amino acids. The transcript is spliced from 3 exons. Gene Ontology annotation, molecular function: protein binding. Lineage: Eukaryota; Metazoa; Chordata; Mammalia; Artiodactyla; Hippopotamidae.